CCCUUCCCCCGGCCCCCCCCGGUCGCUCUAAUCCGAUUUCUCCCCGUCAUCAUCUUGGUGGGCGUCCCCAUCGUGGCCGUUCUUGUCCUCCUUGGAGAGGUGAGCCUGCGAGCCCAGGGCCGAGAGCGACAGGAGCCCGGUGCCGGCGCUGACGGCGGGGAGGGACGGCGGCUGCAGCCCCACGGGCAGCGGGGUCAGAGGCAGAGCGAGGGCUUGGAGCUGCGACAGCUGGUGAGCUUGAAGCUGCUGCUGCUGGGCACUGGGGAGAGUGGGAAAAGCACCUUCAUUAAGCAAAUGCGUAUAAUUCAUGGCUCAGGCUACUCUGAAGAGGACAAAAAAGGCUUCACCAAGCUGGUGUACCAAAACAUCUUCACUGCCAUGCAGUCUAUGAUAAGAGCCAUGGAAACGCUGAAAAUUCUGUACAAAUAUGAACAGAACAAGGCCAAUGCAGUGCUGAUCCGAGAAGUGGAUGUAGAAAAGGUCAUGACAUUUGAGCAGCCAUAUGUAAGUGCAAUUAAAACAUUGUGGAAUGACCCUGGAAUACAAGAGUGUUAUGAUAGGAGAAGAGAAUAUCAACUUUCUGAUUCAGCUAAAUACUAUCUCAGCGAUGUGGAUCGUAUUGCUACCCCAGGAUAUCUACCAACUCAGCAAGAUGUGCUACGGGUUAGAGUCCCUACAACCGGGAUCAUAGAGUACCCCUUUGACCUAGAGAAUAUUAUCUUCAGAAUGGUGGAUGUUGGAGGUCAAAGAUCAGAACGAAGGAAGUGGAUCCAUUGCUUUGAAAAUGUGACUUCCAUCAUGUUUUUAGUAGCACUUAGUGAAUAUGACCAAGUUCUGGUGGAAUCGGAUAAUGAGAACCGGAUGGAAGAGAGUAAAGCUCUCUUUCGAACCAUUAUAACUUAUCCAUGGUUCCAAAACUCUUCUGUUAUCCUCUUUCUCAACAAGAAAGAUUUGUUGGAAGACAAGAUCCUGUAUUCCCACCUUGUUGACUAUUUCCCAGAGUUUGAUGGCCCACAGAGGGAUGCACAGGCAGCCCGUGAGUUCAUCCUCAAGAUGUUUGUGGAUUUAAAUCCCGACAGUGAUAAAAUCAUCUAUUCCCAUUUCACAUGUGCCACAGACACAGAAAACAUCCGUUUCGUCUUUGCAGCUGUCAAGGACACCAUCCUACAGCUCAACCUGAAGGAGUAUAACCUGGUUUGACCUGCUCUGCUCUUGCCCCUUGAGAGGCUUCUUUGUGAAGAAAAGACAAAAAAAUGAAAUUUUAAAUAUGACAGGAAAAAAAAAAAAAGUUUUAAUUUUUGAUGAUGUAAUGAUUGCAAAUUGUCUGAUCUGUGGAGUGGCAAGUGCUCGGUGUUAUCCUGGAGUCUCAUGUCUCUGUCCACAGAGUAGUUGAUUUCAUAUUUUUAACAAAUUGCUUUUAUGUCACAGUUAACGGGGAUAUGCCUCAUUUCUUCAGCACCUUGCUUACUUCUUAAUUUUUGCCAAGCAGCUAAGGCAGCCUCAUCUUGAUCUUUCCUUUGUUGCUAAGCCACGUUUUAUUUUUUUUUCCCCCCCUUUCAUUCCCAUGGUAUAUGUAGAAAAAAAAAACAAAAAUCC
This is a messenger RNA of Ficedula albicollis (Collared flycatcher), 1596 nucleotides long. RefSeq names its product guanine nucleotide-binding protein subunit alpha-11. The transcript has 8 exons. Gene Ontology annotation, cellular component: heterotrimeric G-protein complex. The annotation marks the transcript as partial. Gene Ontology annotation, molecular function: guanyl nucleotide binding; G-protein beta/gamma-subunit complex binding; GTPase activity. Gene Ontology annotation, biological process: phospholipase C-activating dopamine receptor signaling pathway; adenylate cyclase-modulating G protein-coupled receptor signaling pathway; action potential. The record is from RefSeq and is a predicted model, not a curated record. Lineage: Eukaryota; Metazoa; Chordata; Aves; Passeriformes; Muscicapidae.